Messenger RNA from Polyodon spathula (Mississippi paddlefish), 1928 nucleotides. RefSeq names its product decorin-like. The coding region runs from base 281 to 1387 and encodes 368 amino acids. The transcript has 8 exons. The record is from RefSeq and is a predicted model, not a curated record. NCBI's taxonomy places the organism in Eukaryota, Metazoa, Chordata, Actinopteri, Acipenseriformes, Polyodontidae. Gene Ontology annotation, molecular function: protein binding.
CCUUCUUUUUUUCUUGUGGUUCAAACUGUGCUUUAGAAAGGGAGUACAGAGGGAGUUCUCUACCACUUGUCAUCCAUUGAAAAAGGACUAACGGGACCCACCCUUUCUCUGCCCCCACCUCAUUCUUCAGCUCCACACACCUGCUUUGCUUUGGCUGAACACUUUUUUAGUGCAAUUACACAUCGGCCUUGAGAGCUGCACUACAAACCCCCUCCCCCUCCUGGAUUUGGGAAAAAGACACAGGUCUUCUUAGCUCUGCGUUGUCUACGAGAUCUAAAUCAUGAACUCGACCAUCCUUCUCCUGCUGUUGGCCACAGUUGCCUGGGCAAAACCCUUUCACCAAACAGGCUUCCUCGAUUUCAUGUUGGAAGAUGAGGGGUCUGGAAGAAAUGAAAGUGAUGAAAAGAUAUUAGAUCCAGUGCCACCAAUUGAGCGAGCAGGUGUACCUGAAGGGCCGGUCUGUCCCUUUGGAUGCCAGUGCCAUCUCCGGGUGAUCCAGUGCUCAGAUUUAGGUCUGAAGAAUGUACCGGCUGACAUCCCCUCUGAUACAUCUCUUCUCGACUUGCAGAACAACAAAAUCACUGAAAUCAGAGAGUUUGACUUCAAGAACCUAAAGAUUUUACAUGCUCUGAUCCUCGUCAACAACAAAAUCACGACCAUACACCCCAAAGCUUUAAUCCCCAUGGAGAAACUGCAGAGACUCUACCUGUCUAAGAACUUCCUGAAGGAGAUGCCAGUCAACAUGCCCAAGAACCUGCAGGAGCUGCGCAUUCACGAGAAUGAGAUCGCCAAAAUUAAGAAAUCCUCAUUCGAAGGGUUGACCCAAGUCAUUGUAAUGGAGCUGGGAACAAACCCACUGAAGAGUGUAGGAAUUGAAAAUGGAGCCUUCCAAGACCUGAAGAAGCUGUCCUACAUCCGGAUUUCAGACACCAACAUCACAGCCAUUCCUAAAGGUCUCCCCAGCUCAUUAUCUGAGCUCCAUCUGGAUGGCAACAAAAUCACCAAAGUAGAAGCUGACAGUCUCAAGGGUCUCAACAAUCUCAACAAGCUUGGUCUGAGCUUCAACCACAUCAGCUCAGUGGAAAAUGCAACUCUUGUUCAUGUCCCCCACUUGAGAGAGCUGCACCUGGAUAACAAUGCUCUCGUCAGUGUGCCCCCUGGCCUGCCCGAGCACAAGUACAUCCAGGUCAUCUACCUCCACAACAACAAAAUUGCUGCAGUUGGGACGGAAGACUUCUGCCCUCCAAGCUACAACACAAAGAAGGCCAUGUACUCUGGUAUCAGCCUUUUCAGCAACCCUGUUCCAUACUGGGAGGUCCAGCCUAUAACCUUCCGCUGCGUCUUCGAUCGUUCUGCCAUUCAGCUUGGAAACUACAGGAAAAAAUAAACCCUAAAUGCAAUUUCCAUCUCAUCCAAAACUCCAAACUCCAAGAAAUAAUUACCAUUUGUAUUAUAUGCAAUUUCAAUAUUACAAGAAGUGUACCAUUGAGAUGCCAAGUACAACAUGUAAUGUACUAUUUGUUUGUUUUCUUUUUCUAUGGAAUGUCAGGAGAAGUAGAGUUUUAUUUUGUCACAUUUCUGUAUUUCUUUUCCAGGCUUGCUUUUGUGUUGUUGUUUUUUAUUGUAUUUUUUUAAAACCUUUUGCACCUUUCCAAAUUGCCCCUGUAAUUUACCUUUUUAAGACCAAACCCAGGGUAAACGCUGUUGUUAAAGCUUUAGAAUAAACAAUAUACAUAUAUACAUAGAAAUGUUGUCACAGAAACUAUUAGCAUGCUUUUUUUUAUGCAAGCAGGUUUAUGGAUUACAGCUUUUUAUAUAGUUAAGGUGGAUCAGAGACAGCAGGCUGAUAACACAGAAAAAGGGAACUCUUGCUCAGGUGGAGCAGUCCAGGUGCAAAUAAAAUGAGUUAAUUAAUAUAACUGUCACUA